CGUGCAACAGUGGAAAAAGCCGUUACUAAAUACCUUUCUUGGCGAGUUAUUAUGAACCAGGAGGGAGAGAGGAAAGUACACGUAUGGAUAACUUUCUACAUGGCACUACCACCUUUACCACUCGCUUACAUGCUGGUUGACAGGCAGCAAACAAACCCACCGGGCCACGAUAAUAGUCAUUACGGGAGAAAGUAGUUGGGGCAUAAAACCCGGAAUUUGGUGGCUUCAAUGGGUCAGUGUAUGUAUUGUGUUUGUCCCGAAUUAUGUAUAAUCCUCUGAUUGUGAAACUUUUCUCUAAAACUUUUCCGUCCACAGGAUGAGGAGGGGGCAGUACUAUUUGAAAAGGCAUGGCUAAUAGUUCACUCGAUUUUCAACAAAGGAUUCAACGACUGUUGGCAUAUCCUGUAAAAUUUUGUCCAAUUCGAGACUUUGUGCAGCAACUGAAGGCCAGCAAGGAAUGCAGUGGUGCUGGUGACGACAAUAGCAGCAGCAGAGUUAUUGAUGAAGGUGAAAGUUGUCAAAACUUAUUGGGUGCAUCGCCAUCGUCGUCAAAUUCUAUUAAUAGCAGUACUGUGACAAAUUGUCCAUUUGAUUGCUGCAAGAAAGAGUUGGGGAGACAUUACUUUUCCAAUUGUGAAGUUACAAAUACCAGUUUCAAGAUGCAGGUCGGUUUCGAAAACGGGAACGUGCAUCCCGGCAAUGGAAACUUUGGCAUGACUUAUAAGCCACAAGGGGCACGAGCUUAUCAUCAUAAUGCAAUCGCAUCCUCAGCGGAAGGUAGUAAUAAUAGUAACGUGCUCAAUCGGAGGACACUCUUUGAAGGACGCGUCCCUGGACCGAUGCGGUUCGAUGAGCUGAUCAAAGGUCGCGGUGGGGAGUAUGAGGAAGGAGACCAAGAAAUACUGCUUAUGGAACAGAACAAUCUUAAGCUCACGUUUCACAAGGGUCAAGGAGGUGGUGGUGGAGACCGGAAUAAUUUCAUGGGGGCUGGAUCUAUCAUUCAGAAGCAUGAAAAUAAUAAUAACAAUAGGAUUCAGCUACACGGCAACAGCUUAUUGGAACAACAGCAGCGACAUCAUUCGGCUUAUCAGGAUCGUGCCUAUCAUCAAUAUCCGUUCUAUCCCGUCGCUACUUUGACAGAUGGUGGGGAUGGAGGAGGAGCAAUGAUGAGGUCAAUCAGACAACACGACACGUCUCCACCGCCGCCGUGGACGAACAGCGGAAGAUCUGGCAGCAACACGCCGAACAAAUGGUCCAACGGACAAAUGGACGUCACUCCGACGAACAAUGUAAUGCAAAUGCAACGAGGACGAGGUCAACCAGUCGACUGCAAAAUACCCGUGAUUGAAAUGAAGCCUUACUCAAGCACCCAUUCCCACCCAAAUUUGAUGAUUCAUCAGCAACAACAGCCCGGAAAUCAUACCACAGAUUUUAUCGACCAACAACUCAACAGUCAUCUCAAGUCGUUCAAAUACAUUAAACCAACCCAUCAACAAUUACAGCAUCCCAAUCUCACAUCGUCACUGGCAUCGUCCGCGACAAUAACGAAGAUUCCGCACCCACAAAAUACUAAAACCGUAUCGGCUCUAGUCCCAAAAUCGAAGCCUAACUUUAAGCAGAAAAUGCAGUCUCAUUCCCCCUCGGCAGGAUCACCUCGAGCAGCGUUAGAGCAUUAUGAGAAGCUCAAAAAGUAUUGGGAUUAUCAACACCAUAUCCUCGGCCUUGGUGGCGGUGGGGGUUGGGACGACUAUGCCAACUAUGCGACUGGGAUGGACAGCUCUGACUACAAUUUUCCAUCUCACGCCGCCCACGCUGCUCAUGCCGGAGGAGGAAACGGCUACUAUGGAAAACCUCAAAUCUCAGUGGGAGUCGCGACCUACGGAUAUCAUCAGUCGCCACCAUCCUCCUCAAACUGGCAGCAGCAGCAGCAGCAGAAUAGCAGUAACCCUAAUGUCACACGAGGUCAGCAUGGCUUAUACGAGGCGGACGGUUACCACCCCCAUCACAACACCCCACAACAGCACGUAUACCCCACUUAUCAAAGUAGUAAUGGCCCCCAGUCGACAAGGAUGCAUCAUCCUCCCCCGUCUGCGUAUAACAAUUCACCAUCAACAAAAACGACGGCAUCAGGGUUUGCCGCAGAGCUGGAGAAACUUCAAAACUUCAGCUAUACUUACGGCCAAGGUCAUCAUCAACAUAAUGAAUCGAGUGGUGGUUGGAAACCCCCAACAUCGAUGGUGACGCCGGCUCAAAAGAAGACUUAUCCCACGACUAAUUCGGACGUGGGACUGGCUCAAAUUGGGAAAACGCUACACGUUGAACAGAAGAGACCCUACGUAAUUACUGAGAGCUUGAAAAAUGAAAUGCUCAAGGAAUCCUCUACGAUUAUUAAGGAGCUGAUGAAACCAGCGUUGUCGUCUUCGUCAGUGCCAACAACGCCACCGUCCCCAAAGAAGGAACUGCAACCAAGCUCAAUUCUGAAACCGAUCGUGGCAGCAGCCGAUCCUUCUGAGGAAGUUAUGAUUGUGGACUGCGUGGAGAAGGUGAAUGAUAAGGACUUAUCCUCAAUUGGGAAAGGAUCGACUACUGGAGAUGGGAACAAGGGUCAAGUCGGAAAACCCAAGCUGUCCGAAAUGACACUCCCACGACGACGAAGUGAUCAAGAUCAACGCCUCCUGUUGCAGCAACGGUUCGGAAAUCUAAAUCGCACAACGGUUGAUGUUCCACAAAGGCCAAAAUCUGUCGGAGGUAUUACUGACGUGUCGGGAUACGAUCAUAUCGUCCUCUUGGACAAACGUGUAAUGACCUACAUGUGCAAGAGAUGCCUCGAGACGUUAAAGUCAGACCAGGAAAUCAAAAAUCAUCUCUUUUGCAAAAUGCUGCAAAAUACGAUUCAAUGUCACGUGUGCCGAAACCUGUUUCCCACGGAUGAGUAUCCCGAACACUUGAGAGGCCACGGGGUCAGGGCCUUCAGUAAUUAGUUAAAUGAACUACAAUUACUUGUAAUACUUGCAUAACCAACUCAACUCAAUUAUAUUAUACAUAAUAUGCAACCAAUAUAUUUAAAGUUAAUCAUUAUACAUAUUUACAUAUAUAUAUCGCAGUCAAUUAAUAAUUAUUUAUCCUGAACCUUAAUUAUUUUUUAUUCUGUUUGAUAAUAACGUGCAGUGUCAAUCAAUGUAAAUGAUGCAUUUAUAAAGUAUUAUUAACUUACAUAA
Folsomia candida is the source of this 3218-nucleotide messenger RNA. RefSeq lists its product as uncharacterized. The record is from RefSeq and is a predicted model, not a curated record. The transcript has 2 exons. The coding region runs from base 348 to 2981 and encodes 877 amino acids. NCBI's taxonomy places the organism in Eukaryota, Metazoa, Arthropoda, Collembola, Entomobryomorpha, Isotomidae.